Messenger RNA from Hermetia illucens (black soldier fly), 2495 nucleotides. RefSeq names its product ATP-binding cassette sub-family B member 7, mitochondrial (gene ABCB7). Lineage: Eukaryota; Metazoa; Arthropoda; Insecta; Diptera; Stratiomyidae. Gene Ontology annotation, molecular function: ATP hydrolysis activity; ATP binding; ABC-type transporter activity. The coding region runs from base 30 to 2186 and encodes 718 amino acids. Gene Ontology annotation, biological process: intracellular iron ion homeostasis; transmembrane transport. The record is from RefSeq and is a predicted model, not a curated record. Gene Ontology annotation, cellular component: mitochondrial inner membrane. The transcript has 9 exons.
AGCUGUCACUUUUUCGGACACCCGCGAUAAUGGCACAGUUCGUGACGUUUGCCAAGCUCGGUUACCAAAGAAAUUUGUUUUUAAUUCGUAAAUUCUCCGCGUUUUGUAAGUUAAAUUCUUCUCCAUCCCAUCUGCGUUCUGUUGGCAAUGACUACAAGUUCAUAUCAAAACGACUCUUCUCCGCCAAGGUUACAUCCGCAUCAGCUUCGGCGAACGACUCAAAUGAGCAUCGGAAGGUGAAAAAAUUUUCGCCGGUUGGCGGAACCGUCCUGGGUAAUGUUUUUGGAAGAAAUCGCAAGAAGACAGGUGUAUGGCAGCCUGUACGAUACUGUUUUCAUCCAGGCACAGCAUCUAUAGCGCGAGAGUCUCUAGGGAAUAUCAAUGCUCCCGAAGUAACAUCGCAGGACAUGCUUAAAGCUAUGAUGGCGUAUAUAUGGCCGAAAGAUGACGAAAUGGUUAAAAAGAGAGUCAUGAUUUCACUGAGCUUGUUGAUAGGAUCGAAGGUGCUUAACGUGUGUGUUCCAUUUCUAUUCAAAGAGGGAAUCGAUACUUUGAACGUGCUUAACAUGAAUUCAGCUCCGGAAACAGCAAUGGCGCUCUCUCUUUCGUUAUUGAUAGGAUAUGGUAUUGCAAGAGCAGGAGCAGCUGGGUUCAAUGAACUGCGGAACGCAGUGUUUGCGAAGGUGGCUCAACAUUCAAUUCGUAAAAUCGCAACAAACGUAUUCUUACAUUUGCACCAAUUGGACUUAUCCUUUCAUCUAUCGAAGCAAACUGGAGCGUUAUCAAAGACAAUCGACCGAGGAUCACGUGGUAUAAACUUCGUUCUUACUGCAAUGGUUUUCAAUAUCGUGCCGACAAUUUUCGAAUUAGCUUUAGUAUCCAGUAUACUUGGCCUUAAGUGCGGAGCAGCUUUUGCGGGAGUAUCAAUGGGCUGCGUAGGAGUUUAUGCGGCUUACACCCUAGGGGUGACACAGUGGAGGACCAAAUUCCGUCUGUUCAUGAAUCAAGCAGAAAAUGAAGCUGGGAACAAAGCAGUUGAUUCUUUAAUAAACUACGAAACUGUAAAAUACUUUAACAACGAACACUAUGAAGCUACAAGAUAUGAUCGUGUUCUGAAAAAAUACGAAGCAGCCAGUUUGAAAACAAGUACGAGUUUGGCACUUUUGAAUUUCGGUCAAAACGCAAUCUUCAGUGCAGCUCUGAGUACAAUAAUGGUUCUCGCCGCUAAAGAGAUCGCGCAAGGAAAUAUGACUGUUGGCGAUUUGGUUAUGGUUAAUGGGCUCCUCUUCCAAUUGUCCAUACCACUCGGUUUCUUGGGGAGUGUCUAUCGAGAAGUUCGACAAGCCCUCAUCGACAUGCGUUCAAUGUUCAUGUUAAUGAAUGUUGAGACGGCAAUCGCAAAUAAAUCCAAUGCUCCAUAUUUAGCCAUUGGGCCCGACAAUGCAACGAUCGAAUUUUCAGAUGUGUCAUUCCAAUACGAAGAAGGUAAACCAAUCCUGCAGCGAAUGUCAUUCUCCAUACCAGCUGGAAAAAAGAUAGCAUUCGUUGGAGGUUCCGGUUCAGGGAAAUCAUCAAUGGUUCGUUUAUUAUAUAGAUUUUUUGAGCCCAAUACGGGUGUGAUAAAGAUUGGUGGGCAGAAUAUUCGCGAUGUAGAUCUCGAUAGCCUGCGCAAAUCGAUUGCAAUUGUGCCUCAGGAUUCCGUUCUUUUCCACGACACAAUUGGCUAUAAUAUUGGUUACGGUGAUUUGUCGAAAGGUCAAGCAGAAAUCGAGCAUGCCGCAAAAAUGGCUGACUUGCACGAAUCAAUUUUACGAUGGCCAAACGGCUAUCAAACACAGGUCGGCGAACGAGGUCUUAAACUAUCUGGUGGAGAAAAACAACGAGUUGCAAUUGCGCGUGCGAUUCUAAAGAAUUGUCCAAUAUUGAUUUUCGAUGAGGCUACAAGCAGUUUGGAUUCAAUUACGGAAUCGAAUAUCCUCAAUGCACUUCAUCGUGCCACGGAAGGUCGUACAAGUAUUUGCAUAGCUCAUCGUCUCUCAACAGUAAUGGAUGCUGAUGAAAUCUUCGUCCUGGACGGUGGUCGAAUUGGUGAACGCGGAACACAUGCGGAGCUUUUAAGGAAGAGUGGCCUUUAUGCGAAACUCUGGGAAACCCAAAAUAAAUUCUCCGUUCCUUUGAAAGCGUGAAGCAUCCGGGAUUUUUCCUUGUAAAUUUAAGUGGAAAAGGAACAGAAAUUGUUGUUAUAAUACUUGUUAUUUCUCAUGGAUCAUGUGCUAAUCUUGAAAAACACUUUAUUUUUUUAACUGUAUAGUGAUUGACUUACUUCCACCGGUUUUAUUCUGUAGAGUGAAGAACAAAAAAUCUUCUGAUUCGUUGUAAAUAAAUAUGUAUGUACAAAUUGUAUAAAAAAGCGAGCUAUGGCGGCGGACGAUGAAGAAUUUCACAAUGUAUAUGUUACAUUUAACGAAAAAUAAAAAAGUAUAUUAAGGAUCAAA